This is a messenger RNA of Cervus elaphus (red deer), 2165 nucleotides long. RefSeq names its product tubulin delta 1 (gene TUBD1). The transcript is spliced from 9 exons. Gene Ontology annotation, cellular component: microtubule; cytoplasm. NCBI's taxonomy places the organism in Eukaryota, Metazoa, Chordata, Mammalia, Artiodactyla, Cervidae. The record is from RefSeq and is a predicted model, not a curated record. The coding region runs from base 216 to 1577 and encodes 453 amino acids. Gene Ontology annotation, molecular function: structural constituent of cytoskeleton; GTP binding. Gene Ontology annotation, biological process: microtubule cytoskeleton organization; mitotic cell cycle.
GAAUGGGGGGUGGGGAGGGGGCAGAAAACCACAGCAAAUCUGCUCGUAUGUGGAACAUGCGCAUUCGUUCUCUGUAGUUUUUUCGGUAUCGAAAGUGAGCCUGCGCAUUAGGAAAAUGUUGCCCCCGUGAAGCUUGAACCGGGCAGAAACGGCUGGUCCUGGGGUUACCAGUUGCUCGCUUUUUCAAAGGGGUUUGUUUUGUUUUGUUUCUCAGCAUGUCAAUAGUAACAGUGCAGCUUGGUCAGUGUGGCAAUCAGAUUGGUUUUGAAGUGUUUGAUGUUUUAUUUAAUGACUCACACUGUCCUGGAGGACUCUGCUCUAAAAGGGAGAAUGAGGCAUAUCAAGCAUCUUGCAAAGAAAGGUUCUUCAGUGAGGAGGAAAAUGGAGUUCCAGUUGCUCGUGCUGUCCUUGUUGACAUGGAACCUAAGGUUAUCAAUCAAACACUGUCAAAGGCUGCCCGUUCUGGCUGGUGGAAAUAUGGCCAGCAUUCAUGCUUCUGUCAAAAACAAGGUUCCGGAAACAACUGGGCCUAUGGAUACUCUGUUCAUGGACCCAGGCAUAAAGAAUCUAUAAUGAACCUAAUCCAGAAGGAAGUGGAGAAAUGCGAUUCUUUGAGUGGCUUUUUCAUCAUAAUGAGUAUGGCUGGAGGCACCGGAUCCGGGCUAGGAACCUUCGUUACUCAGAACUUACAAGAUCAGUACUCAAGUGCUUUGAAAAUGAAUCAGAUUAUAUGGCCUUAUGGAACUGGUGAGGUUAUUGUUCAGAACUACAACUCCAUUUUGACACUUUCUCACUUGUACCGAUCUUCAGACGCCCUCCUUGUUCAUGAGAAUGAUGCUGUUCAUAAGAUCUGUGCGAAGCUGAUGAAUAUCAAGCAGAUCUCCUUCUGUGAUAUAAAUCAAGUCCUCGCACAUCAGCUGGGAAGUGUGUUCCAGCCUACUUACUCCAGGGAAGGCUCAUUUCACUACAGGAGAAGUCCACUAGGAGACUUAAUGGAGAAUUUAGUUCCCCAUCCAGAAUUCAAGAUGCUGGGUGUUCGUAACAUUCCUCAAAUGUCUGAGAAUUCACUGGCAUACAGCACGUUUACUUGGGCUGGCCUCCUCAAGCAUUUGAGACAGAUGCUCGUUUCUAAUGCGAAAAUGGAAGAAGGUAUUGAUUGGCAGGUUCGGCCACCUUUAUCAGGACUUCCUCCUCUUGGUAAAAUGUCUGUCAACAAAGAGACGCAUUUUAACACUUCCAUCGCUAACUUGGUCAUCCUUCGUGGGAAAGAUGUACACAGUGCGGAUGUGGGAGCAUUUAAAGAUCCAGCUCUCUAUACUUCCUGGUUAGAGCCUCUUCACGCUUUCAAUGUGUGGAAAACCCAGCGAGCCUUUAGGAAAUAUGAGAAGUCUGCAGCCUUGGUCAGCAAUAGCCAGUCCUUAGUAAAACCACUUGAUAUGAUUGUGGGUAAAGCAUGGAAUAUGUUUGCUUCAAGAGCCUACCUUCAUCAGUACACAAAAUUUGGAAUUGAAGAAGAGGAUUUUUUGGACAGUUUCACGUUAUUAGAACAGGUUAUUGCUAGUUACUGCAACCUCUGAUUUUGAACCAAGGGGAAAAAUUACCUUAAGUCAAUUUUGGACUAAAAUACUUGCAAUACUACUUUCUCUAUAAGGUUUUAAAAUUCCAGUCUGCUAAUGCUACAGAGUCAAAUGCUGAUUCCUUCUUCAUACUAUAGCCACAGAAAAGGAGGAAAACCUUUCAUGUUUUCAAUUAAAACAUCUACUUGAUAUUUUCCUUUGUAAGAAAAAAAAUUGGUGCUUCUUUAAAGAACUUUGGGAACACUUUGCUGAGAUGUUACAACUUUGAAACUAUCAGAAAAGGAAACUUCCCUCUUUAUUCCAAAAAGCAUUCAGUAAAUAUGAGCUAAACUUUCGUAGCACAAUUUUAAGUUAAGAAAUUGCAAUUCUGUAUUUAUAUUCAUCUUUGAAAUGAAUGUUUUGGACCACAAGAGGGAGCUGUUGUCAAAUGCUAUGAUGUGAAGGUCUCUGAAUAUUUUAUUCGAUAACAGGGUAAGAUUUUCCACUUUAAGCAGCUAUUUAAAAAUAAAUGUCAGUAUUUUGUUAAUAAAUGUAUCAUGCUUAAGUACAAAAAGUAAAUAAGCAACUGUUUACUUGGUUUGCUUUUCU